AUCAGGAUGAUCUUAUGGUUGCUUCCCUUUGGGUUUAUUGCUAUAAACUGUCGAUCCAUUCAGGAUAACAGCUUGUAGACUUAUCCAGAUCUUUUUUCAGUUCACAGCUUCAACCAUGUCCCUCUCUCCGCCUCCCACUACUCUCAGCCUACCCGCUUCCAACUCCAAAAAGAGACCUUCUCUCUCAUCAGCAGUCUCGUCGUCUUCAUCCCAGCCCUCCAAAAAGCCGCGUCUCCAUCCACUCCGCCAAACCUCCUUUCCCACAUCCGCAGAUACAGAUCCCCGCGUCUAUGCUGGAGCCACGAGCGCCAGGUCAGAAAUUGAUGGCGCAAGUGUCACAGGCAGUUUUACUGGCUCUUUAACUGGGAGCGUGGAUGGUGUCGGCGCUGGCCGGGGAAGAAGGAAAAAAGGCAAAAAGGACCGUGAUGAUGCAUCUGGAAGCGUGCGCGCUGGUACCGUGGACGGGAAAGGAGCUGGGUCUGCGAAGGGAGGCGUUGGCGACGAGGAGGGAGAAGAAGAUGAUGAUGAUGAUUUGGGUGACACCGAACUAAUGGAGCGCGAUGAUGUUGCCGUCGACGCUGAGGCGGAGAAGAAGAAUCUUGCCAUCCUAAUCGAUGCCUUCAACCCUGAGCAGUCAGAGCGAUACGAUUUAUUUAAGCGUGCGAAGUUAAACAAGCCUACUUUACGAAAAAUUGUCAAUCAAACCCUGUCGCAAUCCGUCCCCCCAAAUGUUAUCACCACCAUCAGCGGGUAUACCAAGAUAUUUAUAGGGGAGAUGGUAGAAAAGGCAAGGACUGUCCAGCAACAAUGGGCUGAUACGACUGAUGCAGCCGCCCUUGAAGCGUACGAAGCAGAGGAGGAAGAACUUACUAUUCAGGAAGAAUCACAAGCUGCAGAACAGGUUUCAGAUCCUUCAGGACAGGAGAAACCUAAGCCAACAACCUCGCUGCCUUCGCCUUCAAUCGUAAAGGUCGAAGGACCAAAAGAACCGGUGAUAAAAAAGGAAGAAUCACAAAGCUUUGAUGGGAUUUCAGUCAGCACUCCGCCAAAUUCCACACAAACAACCCUCCAAAGUACCAUGUCAUUCGAUAUGUCACCUGCAACGACAGCUACCACUGUUACAACAGCGCCAGGGGAAACACGUCACGCCGGUCGCCGAAGACCUUUUAAACUACCUCCUAACCCACAUCGUGGCCCUCUCCUCCCAUCUCACUUGCGAGAAGCGUUCCGACGGUAUCGGCGUGAUGGCGAGGGAGGCGGGGUUGGCUUCACAGGUUUGAGCAUGAACGGACUUUCUGUUCGUGGUGCGUUUACUUGGAGUGUCAGAAGCGGCAGUGGUGGUAGGCGGCUGUUUAGGUGAUGUAAAGUUUGUUGGCCAGUAAAUGAUGGGAAGUCCCAAAGCUGAAUUCUUUCGUCAGUUUAUGGGUAAACGAAUUGUUGUGAGAUACUUGGGCCCACUGGCGUUUAGAAAGUAUGGUGCAUUUCAUGGGGUAUGAAUCUUGAUUAUAGCGAGGCAGCAACGCGGUACCGGUAAAGGAUUACUCACAGUUUAACAUGGGAAUUAUCAGAAUUCGCAAUAAUAAUAAGCGAUGAACGCAGACUUGCUUCAAUGAUCUAAGAACCCGUCUUCCCUGAACUUUCCAGCGUAAUCAGGAAUCUAGUUGUAACGACAGCAAAGCCCGCAAAGCCAAAAUCUCCAGGGAGUUAACACAUAGGUAGAAGGACAAGUCUCGGCUAAUGAGGGAUGACAAUAGGAAAUAGUAGUACAAAAAAGCAGCAGAAACAUUCCCCAUCCAAACCUGAUCAUAUAUACACUCUUUCGCCGAAAAUUCGAUGCAAGAAGCCAGUAAAUAUAAAAUAACACCAAGUGAAAAGCUCUUAUCCUUCUGCUUCACUGUAUGUUCUGCUUCUUCCUCAUAUAUUCUUCUCGCAGGCUCUGAUUUCUCAAUUCUCGCUCCAUUUCAAGUUGCUCCCUUCGUCGCUUCUCGUAUGCCGCAGCAUUCUCAAGUUCCUGUUUAGAGAGCCGUGGCGGUGCCUUUGGCGUUCCGUCGGGGUUUUUCUCUGUCUUGUCGCCUGCCAUUUCGUCCAUCUUUUCCUGCACCUGUUUCUGCACGUCACGGAACCCCUGCUUCACGUUAUCGAGAGUACGAUCGAUAACGCUGACCUUCUGGGGCGAGUAAACCUGCUGUUCAGGGUUCUGUUGUGCCUCGGGCACCACCCGUGCCGUGGUCGGGAUAACGCGAAUUCGACCAGACGACCCACUAGCCCCAGGUUCGUUGGGACCUACGGGUUUAGUUUUCGACGGAAGAGGCUCAACGCCAGCGAGUUUACGAAAACCAGGAGAAGUCACCAGAUAGGCUUGAAUAAGAGCGAGCAAACUGGUGCUGGCGAAGUAGAGCUGUAGGACAGCGGGCCAGAAACUCAUAGCAGUGGUCGAAAUGACGGGCAGCCCGUAUAACAUAAAUUUUCCAAGCGGAGAAU
Molecule: messenger RNA, 2481 nt
Organism: Coccidioides immitis RS
Lineage: Eukaryota; Fungi; Ascomycota; Eurotiomycetes; Onygenales; Onygenaceae
Product: transcription initiation factor TFIID subunit beta
Exons: 2
Coding region: 116-1360 (414 amino acids)
Biological process (GO): RNA polymerase II preinitiation complex assembly; transcription initiation at RNA polymerase II promoter
Cellular component (GO): transcription factor TFIID complex; nucleus
Molecular function (GO): protein heterodimerization activity; transcription coactivator activity
Source: RefSeq, a predicted model, not a curated record